Messenger RNA from Pantherophis guttatus, 5697 nucleotides. Lineage: Eukaryota; Metazoa; Chordata; Lepidosauria; Squamata; Colubridae. The record is from RefSeq and is a predicted model, not a curated record.
ACCUCCAAGGUCCCUUCCAACUCUGUUGUUCCGUUAUUCUAACAAUGUUCUGCUUUAAUUUUACAUUAAAUAGAAACAUUUGCAGCAAUGUCAGAUCUAAGUGCGUAAGAAUUAAAGGAAGAGAACGUUUAAUCAGUCUGAUUGCUGAUGAUAUGUUGAUUUUUGUUAUAUAAAUCAGAUAGGAAGAGCUGAAAUGAAUAUACACAAAUGUGCAGUUAUACUAAUGAAUGUUGACAGUUUUGUGUGCAUCUUCAGAUCAAGAGUGAUGGUUUUAAAUAUUUAGGAUUAUCCACCACAAAGGUUCCAGCAUUGAAUGGAAGAUAUACCCCAGGCACACACACAGAUGCUCAGAUCCAGAUACAUAUCCGAAGGUGUGUGAGUACAUCAGGAGUGGGUUCUACUUACCUUUACUACCAGUUCCCAAUGGGGCCGCCAGCCCCAGGUUCAUUUAACAACUGGGUUACUAAUUUAACAACUGCAGUGAUUCACUUAACAUCAGUGGCAUGAAAAGUCAAAAAAUGGGGCAAGCCUCACUUAACAAAGGUUUCACUUAGCAACAUAAAUUUUGGUCGUAAGUCAAGGACUACCUGUACACUAUCAUGCUAAGUUGCAUUUUAGUUUAAAGCUGCUGUGGGGAAAUGGUCCUUCUUUGUUUGUAGUAGCUUCUCACAUCUAUCACAAUAGCUAAUAUCCAACCAUUUCUGAACAAGGAUCAGAAUUCAUCUAAAUAAAGAUACUGAUGCCUCAGUUCUUUGCAAAGCUUGAUGUGCAUUUCUGUGAGUUAGAAGAGUGAUUUCAAGGCUGUGAAAGCAACAGAGGGACUCUCCAUUGUUAACUGCUACUAUAAAGCAGAGAACAUCGUAUGAAAUAAAAAGAGCAAAGUGACAAUACGGAACUGAGUCACAUUUUUCAUACCAAGUCCAGUUUUCCUUUCUUCUGUUAGAAAGUCGACUGUUUCAUUAUUGUACCCUUUGAAAUUUUGAAACAAUAGCUUUGAAAACCCAAUAAGGAAAUUAUUGUAAUGAUAGAUGAGUUUUUUAUGUGGAUAGAUUAGGUAGCCAGAUGGGCAGAUAAAUAGAUAGUAUGAAAAGUUUUAAAAGGAACAUAAAAUGAACACGAAUUAAUACAACAUAAAUAGAACAAAGAAAGACAAAGAAAAAAAAUGCAAAAAAAGAAUGAAAAGAAAUAGAAAGAGGCUUCUGAUUUCCUUUGCAGCAAAUUAAAGUUUGAUUCCAAAAUUAUCUCUUACUUUGUGAUUGCAAAAAUACCCUCAUUUUUCUAUUAUCCAUUUUUUCCCUAAUCAUUCAAAACAUAACUCGCAACUGCACUUUUCUCUAAUUCUUGCAAAAACUUUAUAAGUGGUUGCCAAUCAGCCAUAAAUGUCGGUGCCGCCUUUUCUCUAAUCAAAGAAGUUAAUUUAGCCAUCUCUGCUAAUUCCACCAAUCUUUUUUUCCAUUUUGGAAAACAGAUUCAAACUUUUCCAGUUUUGCUCGUAUAAUAAUCUCACUGCAGUUGUCACACAUUAAAAGCAAAGUUCCCUGACUUUUCUAUCUGGAUAGAAAGAUUUCCUGGAGAUUCGCUAUUGAUUGUAUUUUGUACAAUAUGAGUACAGUGUUUUCACGUAUUCAGAUAUCAUUAAAAAAAAAUGUAAAACGGAAAAAAAUAAGAAUAAGGUUAUUCAGUAUUUCUGCUUUUGAGUCCAGACUGAAAGCUUGAUUCUCGGAAAAGGAGGAAAUUCUUGAAAAAUUCCUUGUUAGGUUGAAUGAGUAAAAACAUUGCAAAAAGAAGACUUGUUUUGCAGACAUUGAAAAUAAAAGAUAUAAUUAAGAAGCCCAGAUAGUAGUCAUUUAUUUUGUAGUUGGGAAUGCUUCAGGUUUUGAUAGCCAAAUCUGGCUUUGGGAUUGCCUUCCCAAUAAGGAACCAAGUUGGAAGAUCAUUUAAAAGCAGUUUAUUGAGGGUCAUUGGGAGGUGAACUGCUGGGGAGGGUCUUGUGUGUGUUGGGUGCCAUUACUGGUUGUUUGUGUGGUUGCUUUGGAUUCUGAGGGGUCCGUAGGCUGGUUGUAGGUCAGUGUGUCUGUUGAUGGAAUGGCUUGUGGAGUGCUAGGCUUCGAUGAACUCACCAGCAUGGCUGAUGAUUUUUGUGUUGCUCCAAUUGAACUGGUGCUGUUUGGUGUUGGUGUGGGUAGAGAUGAAGGAUUUGGGAUCGUGGCUUGUGAUGGCCAGCCAGUGUUUGUGGAUCCUGGUUUUCAACUGACGUGAUCUUUGUCCCACGUAGAACUGGUUGCAAUGGUUACAGUUGAUUUUGUAGAUUAUAGUUAGAAGAUUGCAGACUGUAAGCAUACAUUGCUAACAUUUUACAUCAGAAUAUAAUUGUCUAAGGGCAAGGCCUUGCAAAACAUUUCAGUAGCAAAUCUUCCAGGAGUAACAUAACAGUGAUGUGUUUAUGACCGGGGCGAACUAUAAGGUGAACUUUUGAUAUUAGUCUUUCCAUUCAGCACAAAAAGACGUCAGGCUGACAUUUGAAGUCAUUGGUUCUUGUAUUUCUUUGGCCAUAAAUCAAACAGGGCAAUGCUUUAGGAAUGUCUAAUCUUCACGAAAUACAUUAUUGCACCUCAUUUUGGUUCUAUAUCUGUUUUGCUUAGAUUAUUUCCUAAACAGCGAAAAAUAGACUCAUCCAGAGGAUAAGAAUGAAGGUUUUGUUGAAGUGAACCUCUGAGUACCUCAGGCAAAGGAGUUUCUUGUACUAGGGCCUUUUAAAAUAAUCAAACAUAUCUUCCUGGUCUUCAGGAUGUCACCCAUUAACUACUGUAGGUCUUUGAGUAAAUACUCUAUGUGUAUAUAAUCGCAGUAGCAAAGAUUGCUGUUUCUCUGUGCUUAAUGACAAUCUAGUCUAGUUGUGCUCCUGAAUAUAUUGAUUUUUAAAUGUCAUCCUUACCCAGACAAAUAGGUUUCUACAUUUGCUCUGUCUGCAGCUGGCCUUCUGUUCUCUUCCCUAAAGAGAUACUAAUCUUGUUUGUAUUUUUUUUAAUAGCCAUGUCAAAGGCCUGGAUGUAUUCGAUGAGUAACACAAUCAUGAGCAACAAGCAUUUUUCGCAACACGAGAAAAUGCUGGAAACAGUUCUCCUGAUCUCUCCAGUUCAGAUUUUCUCUGCAAUCCUUCUAGUCACUGAAUAUGUUUUCCAUUCUAGGCAUGUAUUCAAAUGAAUUCUUCUUGUUUAUUUAUUACAGCAUUUACCCAAUUCCAUCACUCUCCAUUCUGGGCAGCAUACAAUAUUAAAAUAAGGGUGGAACUGUAUAAAAGCAGAGAGAAAUAAUGCCGUCUUGAACAGAUCCAUCAUUCCACAAGGAGGCUACCCCACGGCCUAGCCCAAGACCUGGGGGAACAGCCAGAUUUUAAGGGCUCUUUUAAAUAUGGCUGGGUGGAGAGACAGCGUCGAAGAUGAAAUCGAACUGGCCACCGUGCGACAUCGACCGGAAGCCCUGGAACUGUUGGAAGCCCAGAGCAAAUUCACAAAGAAGGAACUUCAGAUUCUCUAUCGGGGGUUCAAAAACGAGUGUCCCACGGGGGUUGUUAAUGAAGAGACCUUCAAAGUGAUUUACUCUCAGUUCUUCCCACAGGGAGAUUCUACAACAUAUGCACAUUUUCUGUUCAAUGCAUUUGACACAGAUCACAAUGGAUGUGUGAGUUUUGAGGAUUUCGUGAUGGGCCUUUCAAUUUUGCUCCGUGGGACCGUGCAGGAAAAACUCAACUGGGCUUUCAAUUUGUACGAUAUAAACAAAGACGGCUGUAUAACAAAAGAGGAAAUGCUUGAUAUCAUGAAGGCCAUCUAUGAUAUGAUGGGGAAAUGCACUUACCCUGUUCUUCGAGACGAUGCUCCAAAACAACACGUGGAAACAUUUUUCCAGAAAAUGGACAAGAACAAGGAUGGUGUAGUUACCAUAGAUGAAUUCAUUGAAAGCUGUCAAAAAGAUGAAAACAUAAUGCGUUCCAUGCAACUCUUUGAAAAUGUAAUUUAACCUCCAGCCGCUCUCCCUUCAAUCAGUGGACAAUACGAACAAUUCUGUAGCAACACAGAUAGAAGCGUUGCCACGUAGGAAUCAGAAUUGUCAGCUUUGCACUGAGAUGUCUAUAAUGCAAAUAAGCUUUGUUUAAUUAAAGCCCACCUUCGGAGACUGUAUUUUUCCACUAGUUUGAGGUAAAGCGAAGUCAUUCAACAAUGCUCUCGUAGUCGUUUUUAAAAUGUCAUUUGAGUCAUAGAACAAUCCAAAGAAAACAGCAAUAGGGAAACUGCAUUCUUGCCGUUCCAACUUCCACAGCGAAGGUCUUGGAGUGAUGGGGGGGGGGGGGGGGGGGGAGGCAAGCUUUUUUGUUAGACAACUUUCCAUGAUAUCAGGUCUGAAUUCCACAGUCCCUUAUUGUGUGAAGCUCAUCCUACAUAAUUCUCAACUUGAGGGGCACUUUUGGCAAUUACAUUUUAAGGGGGAAUCCAUCCUGCAGCCUGUUAGCGGUCUCAGAUGCUGGCUUCCUAUUGAGUCAUUGUGGGAAUGGGACAACCUAAAUAGCUUCCAGGCUCUCCCCGUGGGUAGAAAAAAAAUUCCUUCAGUCUCCAUAAGGGACUGGCACACAAGAGUUUUCCUUAGUUUCGCCUGAGAGGAAUAUCAGAUUCCUUAAUACUACUCUUUUCAAUUCAAGAUCUACACUUUUUAUAACAGCUUUUCUUGUGCAAAAAACAAAAAAAAAUGUAUUAUUUAACCACUGCCUAUGAUAAAUUUAUUCCGUUGACAAAUUUACUGAUAUAGUGAACACCCAGGAGGUAGUUUAGAUAAAAGUUUGGGCUUCCCAAUCAAAGGUGAAAAUUAAUGGAUACGGCCAGUUUUUGAUUGGAAUAAAGAUGGAAGUCAAAGUAAAGACUGAUGGGGAACCAGUAAGAGAGGUUCAUUCAUGGUCCCAGUAUGUGACUGCUCAAAAUAUGGACCAGGACACAAUUAUGACAAUCAAGCCUCAUUUAUAAGAAGGAUUUUUCUUCUCUGGUAUCAAAACUGAACUAAGAUUCGAAGUUUAUUAGCAUGUCUACUUAGAAGGAGCUGUAGAUUUUUCAGGAGCUACAAUUACUAUUAUUCACAAGGUGAAAAGCAGACAGAGAGAGUGUUCUGUGAAUGACAGAAAACUAGCAGAAAAAUGAUUUGAAUAGAGAGUAAAUUUGCCACAGCCACAGGGAAAAAUACAAGUGCACAGUAUCUAAGUUGAGAGAGGUAGAAGUUGGCAUUCCCCCCUCUUUUUGUUUUCCUUUUAAAAAAAAAAAAAACCUAUAAAGGGAGAGACAGAACAGACUCUAGCCAACAAAAAAAAAACCUCCCUAUUUCUCAUGAUAGUCAAAAUAAUAUUAAAUUACUGUCUGGCUAGAAGCUUAUAAGUACUGAUAGAAGACAUAUGCCAGCAUUAAUCGUGACAUUUUGCACUGAAGUUCCAGAAAGCUUAUAGAUGUACAAAAAUGCUGCAAACUGUUGUAUUUUUUUUUCUUUCUAUUUUUAAUAAUGGCAUCUAAUCUGGUGCAAGAUGGCUUAGAGAGUCAAGCUACUCUUAUGACUGCCACUGUAGAAAUACGAGUAGUACAAUAAAUGUACAUCUAAACUUUGUUGUAGAAUGUCCAUGAGAAUUAAAUGUGCACAUUUUAUAAUAAAAAUGAAGACACGGAA